This is a messenger RNA of Eruca vesicaria subsp. sativa (arugula), 687 nucleotides long. The record is from the annotation of a GenBank genome assembly. Lineage: Eukaryota; Viridiplantae; Streptophyta; Magnoliopsida; Brassicales; Brassicaceae.
AUGAGAACGAAUUUCGACCACGAAAUCGAUAACAAUCCUCAACCGGAAGAUGCUGGAACGAUCACAGUCACAGCCACGAUCUUUGGGGAUGAUGAUGACUUUGACACGCCAUACACGACUAGGUCGCUUUCCAUACAAGACUUCUUCGGUGGUGGUGAUGAGAACGAAGACUCCGAGUGUCAAAUCAUACAAGAAUUGAAGUGUUUCCUGCAGGUGGAAGCAGAUAUCGACGAAGAGGUUAUCAGCGAUGCGAUGAAGAAACUAGUUGUCUACAUUGAUGGUGUAACUUGUUCCACAAGUAGUAGUGGCUAUUCUCUUGGAUGUGCUUUGGCGGUUCAGUUGGAUCUUUUCCCUGAUUCUCAGUCUCAGAUUGAAGAAGCCGUUCAAGUCUCGUUCGAUGAGACCAGUUAUAACACCCGGUUUAGACCCGCCAGCAAGGUCGUGGUCAAAUCCCUAAUAAGGAAAGUAUACAAGAAGAAGAUCGAAAAGGAAAGCAGGAACAAGAAUAAGAAGAUUAGCUUGGAAGAGUGCACAAUUUGUAUGGAAGAGUUUAAGGAUGGUGGAAGACUUGUGCCUUUAGCUUGUGGUCAUGAGUUUGACGAGGAAUGUGUCGUGAAGUGGCUAGAGACAAGUCAUGUUUGUCCAUUAUGUCGUUACGAACUGCCAUGUGAAGAUCAGAUGAGUUAA